Tetranychus urticae (two-spotted spider mite) is the source of this 846-nucleotide messenger RNA. RefSeq lists its product as uncharacterized. NCBI's taxonomy places the organism in Eukaryota, Metazoa, Arthropoda, Arachnida, Trombidiformes, Tetranychidae. The record is from RefSeq and is a predicted model, not a curated record.
AUCUACAACUUUAUCUUUAUAUUUUAUCAAUUAUUUUUUUCUAUCAGUAAAGUUUCAUCUGAAAUGAGUGAAAAUAAUAAAACAACAAUCAAAGUUAAGUUGAGUGGUGAAGAUUAUCAUGACAUUGUUAUUGACUGGACAGAGGAAACCUGUGAAUACCACCAGCAAAUAUAUCAACAGCUUGCAGUCUACACCGGAAUACCAAUUUUAUACAUAAGUUGCAGCUUCAUUGCGAAUGGAGAAUCAUUUUUUUGGCUGAGAAAUACAAAUCGCUUAUUGAGAUAUGAAGCCAGAAAUGAUUCAAAGGAAACUGUUAAAAGUAAAUUUAAUGAUGGCGAUUGUUUUACUCUUCGUUUUUGUGUUGGUAUCCUAAGUGACCACGAGCAUCUUUUUGAUGUGAAUGUUGACCUAAUUGACUCAAGAAAUUCUCAUGGAAGUGCUUGUAAGCAAUUCUGGUGUAAACAUCAAAGUACUAGAGUAUACUUGGACAAGAUAAUAGGAAUACUUACAAACUCCGAGUUACAAAAGCAAAUCAAAGCUGUACUUCCUGUUGAAAGAUACUCUGAUAAUGGGGAUGAAUGGAGUAAACUGCUGGUUAAUUUCAAUAUAAAACAAUAUUGUUAUGGAUUCUGUACUAGGGUUGGCGGCCAACGUUGGCGUCCUUAUUUACCACAUCGAGGUUAAUGAAUGUGAAUACACACGUUAUUAGUUUACCUAAUUUUGAUCAAACUACCAUUUUGAAGAUAAAAUAACUAAUGUAAACAAACUACAACUAAACUAAACUACAAGCAAAAUAUGUUUGAAAUUAACUAAUUCCAGAAUAAUAAAAUUAGACAUCAAAUUAAA